GAAUAAAGAAUUGGAUGAAGCGUUAAUUGGGUGGGUAAGACUUCAACAGGCUGAUAAUAUUCCAAUUAACGGACCGAUACUUAAGGUUUUUUAUUUAAAGUUUUAUUUUCUAAUUGAGUCGGGUUAUUCCUCUGAUGAAUUGACAUUUUUGGAGUUUUUGAGGGUCCGUGGUUAGGAAAAAGCCUUGGAAAUGUCCAAGAUUUUGAUGGGAGAGUCUUCAACUUUUGCUGCCAGUGAUGGAUGGCUUUCACGAUUUAAAGAACGUCACGCUAUUACAUUCAAUAAAAUUAUAAAGUUGGAGGAAGGGGAAGCUGUGGAUAUGCAACAAUUUGAAGAUUCUGGGCUUGAAGGAAUUUUUCAGAACAAUAAUCCAAAUCUAACUCCAAAACGUCAAAAAAUUUCUAUUGAACUAAAAAAGCAAAUAAUUGAUUAUUACUUGGCAAAUCCAAAAACAUCUUUAAAACAAAUAGCAGAAGAAUUUAGCAAUUUUAAUAUUUUACUUAAAAAAUCAAGUAUUCACUCAAUUCUUAAAAACAAACAAAAUAUUAUUGCUGCAAUAAAUAAUGGAAUAAAAAUUAAACGUUCACAUUUAACAAAAGGAAGGCAUGCAAAUUUUGAUGAUGCUCUUUUAAAUUGGAUUAGACAAGUUAGGGCUGAAAAUGUUGUUAUUACUGGAACUUUAUUGAAGCGAUGGAAAUGGCUAAUUUAA
Meloidogyne enterolobii is the source of this 709-nucleotide messenger RNA. NCBI's taxonomy places the organism in Eukaryota, Metazoa, Nematoda, Chromadorea, Rhabditida, Meloidogynidae. The record is from the annotation of a GenBank genome assembly.